CUUCCAAUCAAUUAUUAUAAAUAUUUUGUGUUAUAUAAAAUUUAUUUUGUAUUAAUUAAAGUAUUAAUUUCUAUAAUUUAUUCAUAAUUACAUUUUUAACAAUAUAUGUAAUUCUUUACUAAAUAUUAAAGAAAUUUUUAAUAAUUUUAAGAUAAUUAAAAAUAUUCAAAUUAAUUUUAAUAAUUAUUUAAUGUUGUAUAACAAUAAGAAGGGAUUUAUUAAUCUAAAUUUAAAUAAUACAAGAUUUAAGGAAAAAAUAAAAUUAAAAAGCAAAAUUUCAGAAUACAUCGAUAAUGCAUUUAAAAGCUUUAAUGACUUAGAUUCUAACUCUCACAGUUACAUGAGUGAAAAUGUAACAGAAAAUAAACAAAAAUACAUAAAAUUUACAACUGAUGAUAGAAAGAAUACAAUUGUGGCAUUAUUAAUCCUGGGAUUUGUGUAUAUUUGCAUCUACACAAUUAUUCGGAAAAUAAAAAUAUAUAAGGAGAACAAAUUAGUUGAAGAAGCUUUAAAACAAUACGAAUUAGAUAAACAAGAAUAUAUUGAAACUGGAAUAACAAGAUAAAUUGAUUUACUAAUAUAUUGUUU
Molecule: messenger RNA, 588 nt
Organism: Theileria parva strain Muguga
Lineage: Eukaryota; Apicomplexa; Aconoidasida; Piroplasmida; Theileriidae
Product: putative integral membrane protein
Exons: 3
Coding region: 191-565 (124 amino acids)
Source: RefSeq, a predicted model, not a curated record